GGACCAGGUGCUGUCCCACUGCCCCUCUGCGAAGUGGUGGCUCUCGAAGCUACAGAACUGGCAUCACGCUAUGCCCUUCACGAGCUUCAUGUCCCCGGACGUCAAUGCAGCCAAGUUCGCGCCCAAGGGCAAGGAGCAGAUUCUCAUGUGCUUUGGCAAGCGAGUUGCUUCACAGCUACACCGGCGUGAAGGUGGAACUCACCUGCUCACGGACCAGAAUGCCAUCGGCUGCCAUGGGUUUUGGGACCUCGACACAGCGAGCCGAAUGCUGGACCGGAUUGUCAAGCUUUGGCGGCCACCUACGUGCCAGCUAGCAAGCAUGGAGCUGACGAUGAAGCUGAAGAUUAUGGAGCUGAUCUCCAACAUGAAUGAGCGCCUAUUCGACGCACUCCCGGCCUUGCUGACAGAGGAGAUGGCCCCAGAUGAAGACUGGGAUGGGAAGGAGCUGCAUGCUUCGUCGCUCGGAGGUAGCCUUCUGCGUGGCAUGUGGGAUUCGAUCGCCAAGAGCUUCUCAGCUCUUAGUGGUCAGUACACCCGCUUGGGGCAGCUGCUUGGGAGCUCCGUAGUCAAGUGGGUGGUCUGUCCCAUCAAGAACACCACUGGACCAGCAGAUUUGGAGAAACUCGAUGCUGCGCUGGGGACCGAAGAUGACACAGCGCGCUACUACGCCCAAAUCGCGUACAGCAAGUGGACGGGCAAGAAAGACCUCUUGCCGGGUGAAGACUGCACUCCAGGAGGCGUAGCAGGCCUGCCGCGGACGAUGGCUUGCAACCUGGCAAUCAUGCAGCAGGACAUGCCGGAGCCCUACAACAAUACUGAUUUCAUUUGCCCAGUACGGCCCUUCCUGCCAGCGAAGCAGCAGCUUGAAAUCUUCCAGAAGAAGAAGGGCCUCUGUCCCUUGCGCAUGAAUGCCUGGCAGAUGGACCAGGCUUCCUGGUACUACCGUGGCCGCCGGCCCCAGCGCCAACAGUUUGAUCUGGUGGAGAACCCGCCGGCACAAGAUUACCAGGCUGUACAGAUCGUUGACAUGAUCAGUCGCCAGGACACGACCUUCCACACUUGGCGGACCUUCGUCACCGUUGGCCUCGGCUGCACCGAGGAGGAGGCCACAGCAACGCCACGCUGGUGCAAGGAUCCUGAGGUGCACUAUGCCCAGACUUCCAUGAAUGGCAUUGUGGAUGCCAUGGGACGGAUGGGCCGUGGAACGGUACAGAUGACGGCCCAGGCCUUGCACGCCGCGGGCGUGACGGAGGAUGCGCCAGUGGUGAACCAUGCGGUUGGGCAUCGCCUCUCUGAGUGGAUCUACCACCAGGGGAAGGGCGUACAGGCCUGGGCGAAGCAGACCUCGAGCCUAGGACUGGUCCACAGCAUUUCCUUUCAGAAGCUCUUGGACAAGACGGGGGCGGACUCGAAGAAUAAGAAGAGGUAUGAUCGAUAUGCUGCCGUCACACCCUGCAAGACGAUGGACGCCGAGACGGAGUUCACGUUGAAGUAUGCUACUGCGGAGAGUGCCUUGCAACUUGCGAGAAAGGCCUUUCGAAAGUAUGGAACAAAGAAUGUCGGACUGCACCGUGGCUUUAUAGUCGAGCUGAUGGGCCUGGCCGUGCUGAAGAUGUCUGGGGUGCAG
This is a messenger RNA of Symbiodinium necroappetens, 1627 nucleotides long. NCBI's taxonomy places the organism in Eukaryota, Dinophyceae, Suessiales, Symbiodiniaceae. The record is from the annotation of a GenBank genome assembly.